GGAGAUUAGAGACGACGUCAGGAUUUCCGGUUAAAAACCGGCGAAGUGGUUUGGCCAAACAUGAAAGUGAAUUUGACUGAAAGACAAAUAACAACAUAGGACAGAAAACGAUGUAUACCACCAGUACCAGACUUGUUGGAAAGUUUAUGUAUACAAAUACAUCCAGAUGUGUACAGUGUGCAAUUCAUCGGAACUUUAGUACCACACAAAGCUUGGGUGAGCUGAGGAAAUUAUCAACAGUGAAAAUAGUGGAUAACAGCGUCAUAGGAAAAAAGGCAUUAGAGAGUGGCAGUAAAGUGAAAAUUCUUCAGGUUUACAACAAGAAUGAGGUAGCCCGUGUGGGAGACAAGGUGUUAGUGUCCAUCCAGAAGGAGAGGAAAAAGGCCUACAUUGUAGGAUGUGUUCAAAAACCUAAGGUAAUGCAGCCAAGGUUUGACAGUAAUAAUGCCGUCUUAAUUGAUGAGACAGGUGCACCGAUAGGAACCAGGAUCCGUGUUCCUGUGCCUUCACAUCUGAGGGGACGCAGUGGAGACUUCACAAAGAUUUUAUCUAUUGCUACAAAAUUUGUCUGAUAUUGAAUGCACUUUUCAAAAUAAAGGUAUUAUUUGUGAUUAUUGUC
Pecten maximus is the source of this 619-nucleotide messenger RNA. Its product is annotated as 39S ribosomal protein L14, mitochondrial-like. The transcript has 3 exons. The record is from RefSeq and is a predicted model, not a curated record. Gene Ontology annotation, cellular component: ribosome; mitochondrion. Bases 111 to 572 code for a protein of 153 amino acids. Gene Ontology annotation, molecular function: structural constituent of ribosome. Gene Ontology annotation, biological process: translation. Lineage: Eukaryota; Metazoa; Mollusca; Bivalvia; Pectinida; Pectinidae.